This is a messenger RNA of Fundulus heteroclitus (mummichog), 2089 nucleotides long. RefSeq names its product MOB kinase activator 1B. NCBI's taxonomy places the organism in Eukaryota, Metazoa, Chordata, Actinopteri, Cyprinodontiformes, Fundulidae. The coding region runs from base 376 to 1026 and encodes 216 amino acids. The record is from RefSeq and is a predicted model, not a curated record. Gene Ontology annotation, biological process: positive regulation of protein phosphorylation; hippo signaling. Gene Ontology annotation, molecular function: protein kinase activator activity. The transcript is spliced from 6 exons. Gene Ontology annotation, cellular component: cytoplasm; nucleus.
AACAAAAGAAACACGAGGUAUGAGAAAACACAAGCACUUUCAUUUUCAUCCACUAGAUGGCAGCACGUGCCAGAAUCCCCUCUGGUCUGCUGCGCUGAAGAAGUCGGAGCCAUUGCAUCUGUUCUCCUCUCUCUCUCGCUCUGCGUCCAGAGGAGCAGUGGUGUCGGCGUUUGAGAGACAAAGCUGCUUUCUGUUUCCCCACCGUGGAGUUUUUCCGGCUGCACUCAUAUUUAUUUGAGAAAUUCAUCGGUUUCGACAGAAAGGACCAGAGACGACAACAAGAAGAGGGAGAUUAAAAGAGUUUGGCCCCCUUUGGUGUCCAUCCUCUCAGCCUGAUUUAAAUAGCGUUUUUCUUUCCUCGUCUCCGGGGGAAACAUGAGCUUCCUUUUCGGGAACCGUUCGUCCAAGACGUUCAAGCCCAAGAAGAACAUCCCAGAGGGAUCCCACCAGUACGAGCUGCUGAAACAUGCCGAGGCCACGCUGGGGAGCGGAAACCUGCGCAUGGCCGUCAUGCUGCCCGAGGGGGAAGACCUAAACGAGUGGGUGGCUGUUAACACGGUGGAUUUCUUCAACCAGAUCAACAUGCUGUAUGGCACCAUCACAGACUUCUGCACGGAGGAGAGCUGUCCGGUCAUGUCCGCCGGUCCUAAGUACGAGUACCACUGGGCCGAUGGAACCAACAUCAAGAAACCCAUCAAGUGCUCGGCCCCCAAGUACAUCGAUUACCUGAUGACGUGGGUGCAGGACCAGCUGGACGACGAGACGCUUUUCCCUUCUAAGAUCGGCGUUCCCUUCAAGCGCAACUUCAUGUCCGUGGCCAAGACCAUCCUGAAGCGGCUGUUCAGGGUCUACGCCCACAUCUACCACCAGCACUUUGACUCCGUCAUGCAGCUGCAGGAGGAGGCCCACCUCAACACCUCCUUCAAACACUUCAUCUUUUUUGUUCAGGAGUUUAACCUGAUCGACAGGAAAGAGCUGGCCCCGCUGCAGGAGCUGAUCGAGAAGCUGACCACUAAGGACAGAUAGACGGCAACGCAAGCGUGUGUUUUAUUGUUCUAGGUUUUGCACAGACUCCCACCCCCGCCCCCCACCCUGGCUGUACGUAUGCAGUAUGUUACUACAUGGAUCUCCGUCGGGGGAAGUGUUUUUAAUAUCGCCAGGAAGAAGGCUGGGUUUUUUUGAUAGGUUUAAGGCACCAGGACUAAUUUUUUAUCAGGGAUUACAGACUUAAUUAGCAACCAGAGAAACACAUUUAGGCGUUUGGAGGAGAAUCCCUUGUAUCCACGCGCGGCGGCGGCGGCGAUGAUUUGGGACUGUAAAGACACGUCGUAUGUUCCUUGGUUUUUCCCUCGUUUCUUUCCCUCUGCUGGUCCAGCGGCGUGGGGGAGGACGCCGGCGUUUAUUUUUGCGGGGAGAACCGAGGCCAGCUUUAAAGCCUGUUUAACCCUUUCAGUCUCGUUUCAGUCUCCGUUGAGCUGAACUCAAUGUUGCCAUCAGUACAGAGGAACCCUAAGUGCCUAGCACGGCUCGACGUCGCCCCUAUGUCCACAGCGGGAACUGUUAGAAGAUUAAGGCCAUAUUUGAUCAAUAUAUUUAGCGUUUUCAACCUACCUCCCUUUAAACCUAAAUGGCCCUGAAUUCUCCCUUUAGUCAGUUUUUUUUUUCUUUGUACGUUGGAUGGAAAGAGUUUUUUUUCCAUCUCUUUUUCUGUUUGUUUUUUUUGCAAACCUCAUGUGUGUUCUGAGAGGGUGAUGAUAAAUGAAUGUGUUAAAGGAUAUAGAGGUGAGGUUUUUUCCGUCUUAGAGCAGGGACUAAGGGACUAAGAGCUUUUAGGUGUGUCCAGUGACGAGUCCCCGCCUCCUGUAGAAACGCUCGGCGAGGGAAACCUCCAGCUGUACAUACAUACCUGCAGGUAGAUACAGAGAUGCAUAUUUAGCCUCUCCCUCCCCUCCCCGUGUCUGAAGACUCUAAGCGCUCUGAGCCGGAUGACGCUACAUACCUUGGUAUCUGGAUAGCCAUGACGCACUUUGAACAAGUUUCGGAACCACUCUUGCCUGAAUGUUUCCUCCUGCGUAUGUUGAACUCUGCG